This is a messenger RNA of Branchiostoma belcheri (Belcher's lancelet), 2338 nucleotides long. Its product is annotated as phosphorylase b kinase regulatory subunit beta-like. The annotation marks the transcript as partial. Gene Ontology annotation, cellular component: phosphorylase kinase complex. Lineage: Eukaryota; Metazoa; Chordata; Leptocardii; Amphioxiformes; Branchiostomatidae. Gene Ontology annotation, molecular function: calmodulin binding. The transcript is spliced from 24 exons. The record is from RefSeq and is a predicted model, not a curated record. Gene Ontology annotation, biological process: glycogen metabolic process.
AAAGCUGCAGGGUAACUAUGGGUUUAAGAGGUUCCUGCGAGAUGGUUACAGCACUGUUUUAGAGGACAAGAAGAGAAAGUACUACAAGCCGGCUGAAAUCAAGUUAUUUGAUGGGAUUGAGUGUGAAUGGCCAGUGUUUUACAUCUACAUGAUCAUUGAUGGUGUUUUCCGAAAUAAAGAAGAACAAGUAGAGAAGUACUGCAGGAUGUUACAGCCAUUGCUGCAGGACAACGGGGAACUUGGUGUGGUGAUCCCAAAGUACUACUUUGUGUCUGAGGAGAAUGUGGAGGCUGAGAGGAAGGCCCCGGGGACCCAGAAGAGAGUCCCCAGUGAUGAGGGUACUGAUGGUAAACUGUUCCUGUGGGGACAGUCACUGUACCUUAUAGCCUGCCUUCUAGUUGAAGGUCUCCUGAGUACUAAAGAGCUGGAUCCCAUAGGGAAGAGUCUUCCUCCAGGAGAGAGGAGCAACGUCAACUCCAGAUACUCCUCCUUUAGGAGCCAGAGCUAUGUUUCUGACCAGUCGAUUCAGAUGGUGCUGAUAGCUGAGAGUACCAGUCUGCAGGCAACCCUUGCCAUGUACGGUAUCCAGACCCAGACUCCUCAGCAGGUAGAACCCAUCCAGAUCUGGCCACCAGGAGAACUAGUCAAGGUUUAUGAGUUUCUUGGGGUCAACAAGAAGUUAGGACUAACAGGAAGACCACCCAGACCUGUUGGGUCCCUCGGAACAUCCAAGAUCUACCGUAUUCUGGGCAGGACAGUUCUGUGUUACCCACUUGUGUUCAACCUCAGUGACUUCUACAUGUCACAGGACAUGUCCCUACUCAUCGAUGACAUCAAGGACCACCUUUGCAUAGUGCGGGAUAGUUGGUGCAUGGAUACGGUGGCCAAGUUUGGCCGCAACUCCGUAUGCGCCCGCCCCACACAGUGCUUUUAUCUGAAGGACUACAUGAUAAGAAGUGGACACAUGUCGGAGCUGCUGGACAUGCUGGCAGCCUUCAAGAGAGGUGAAUAUGCCGGGGUGAAGAUACGACUGGGAAACCUGCAGACUCUGAUGUCCACUGCCUGCGUGGAACACCUGGACUUCAUGCUGAGUGAGUACAUGGACAUCGGACUGGGAAGUCUUGAAGUGAAGCCCCUGGAAGAGAGGGAGGACAGUCAUGUUCUGGACCGGCACACAAGGAAGGCUUCCACCGGGACAUUACAUCAUGAGGAGGAGGAUGUGUCCAUGGAGGACAUGAGUAGUUCUCCUACAUGGGAGGUUAUCCAGCAUCUCCAGACCUGCACCAGUCUUAAAGGACAAAGUCUCCUCCUCCGGGUGCUUCUUAAGAGAGAGGGGCCCAACUUCAUCACUGAUGAAGGCACUAUUGUGGACAGGCUGGAGAGACUGUGUAGGAAGGCAGGAGAUAUGAAAUACUGGUCUGUUGUUCGGCUGACAGCCAGCCUGUGUGGGAAGUUGGUGGACAGUCUGGCACCUUCCAUCACCAGUGUACUGGUCCGGGGGAAACAGGUGACGUUGGGAGUGUUUGGUCAUGAGGAGGAGGUUAUUUCCAACCCUCUGUCUCCAGGAGAGAUAAAGAACAUCGUGUACAGUAAGUGCAUGCCUCACGACGAGCGGGAGGCAGUUCUACAGCAGGAGAUGAUCAUCUACAUCGGUAACAUCAUCUCAACUACACCAGAACUGUUCGACGGCAUUCUCAAAAUAAGGGUUGGAUGGUUCAUCCAGGCAAUGAAGAAUGAACUAAAAGCUUCCAGUGCAGGGAAGAAACAGAUUUGUGGGUCCCAAAAUCUUGACAACAACAAACAGCACCAUAGUAUGGACAUCCACAGUCUGUCUCCCAGUGCCAUCAAACAGCUGCUCAUCACAGUCCUCACACAGAAGAGAGAAGACUGGCUGCACCAGAGACAGCUGGACGGUGCUCUGGGCAGGACACCAAAGGACUUCUAUGACAAAGUUUGGCAGAUCCUGGAGCGCAGCCCGGCUGGUUUCACAGUCUCAGGCUUCCACCUCCCUCAGCAACCUACUUUAUCGGACAUGACUCUGUCAGAGAUGAACUUUGCCCUGUUGGUGGAGAGGAUGCUGGGAAGGAUUGCCCAACCGGAGUACCGACAGAUUAUGGUAGAGAUGCUGAUGGUGUUGUCCACUAUCCUGUAUCGUAACCCAGAGUUGGAGUUCCAAGGUUGUGUGGAGCUAGACAAGUUGGUCCAGGAAUCCUUUCAAUACUUCCAACAAGACCAGAGUCAAAGUCACGGCCAGGAGAAACAGGUAGGGAUGUGGUGGUACUUGUUUGGACAGUCUAGGCCAUGUCCUCUCACUCACUCUGCCCUGGAGCCACAGGCU